Molecule: messenger RNA, 692 nt
Organism: Pieris napi
Lineage: Eukaryota; Metazoa; Arthropoda; Insecta; Lepidoptera; Pieridae
Exons: 5
Coding region: 59-652 (197 amino acids)
Biological process (GO): mitochondrial respiratory chain complex I assembly
Source: RefSeq, a predicted model, not a curated record
AAAAACCGAAGUAGCUAUAUAAUCUUUGCUUUAUGUAGGACCUAAAUGUUACAAAAAAAUGUCGUGCGACUGUAAAAAGGACGGAAAAACGCCACAAAGUCAAAAAGCAAUACUAAAAGCACAAGCAACUAAAAACUACUAUAGUUAUUAUGAUACGCCGGAUGGAUGUGAUAUUCCUAAAAAGAUCCUAGCAGCGUCCCGUUUGGGUGCAAUAAUCGGUGUACUAAUUGCUACUAAAGACAUUCUGCUCUACUCUCAUGCGGUGACCGUUGGGCCCAUUAUAAAACGAUAUAUCUACCACACUGGCCCGUUGAUGGCGAUGGGCGCGACGUUCGCUGCUGUGUCUAACGGCAUGCUUCAGUAUAGGCAAGAGGAUGACCACUUAAACUACUUUGCAGGUGGUUUCGCCUGCGGGCCCAUACUCGCAGCCUACUUAAGGAACUACCACGCGAUUCUUCUAGGCGGGCUUAUUCUCGGGACCUUGGGGGCCAUAAAGAAGGAAGCCCUAAUUCAGGAAGUACCCCUGUUCCCUAGCCCUCCAGGGCAUAUGCGCACGAUUCGUGAUUGGAGGAACAAUUACAAUAUCCUGUAUAAGGAUCCUUUGGAAGAGAUGAAGAAAACGUGCAAUGUUCACGACAAAGAGAAGAAAUAAGUUUUUUUUGUUGGUGCAACGAAAUAUAUUUAUUUUAAUA